AUAACUCAUAACUGAAAAAGAUAAGACACUUACAGCAGCUCGAAAUGCUACAGUUUCUGUUUACGAAAUCACCUUCACCAACGUCAUCAACAACAGCUUCACCGGCAACAAUCAACCUUAAUGUUUCCGAAGCGGGGAGUUUGAUGGAAGGUUCUCCUGGGACGAGCACUCAGCCCUCACCCGCUAAUUACAUAACUAGGUUAUAUUCCCUCAUUGUCCACUCCACUUCCUACAAUGAAGUUCUGUCCAAGAUUCACAUUCUUGAUCCCAACAACAUCGACCAAGUUGAAUUGCAGAUUGAAGAUAUAAAUGGUAAUGGAGAUGAGGAUCCACACCAACAGCUUCUGUCGCAAGUCCUCCAGCCCAGCAGAAAACGUGUACAAGAGGCUCUUAGCAUUGCAAGCCCUAAUACUGUAACGCACCUUGUUUCUACCUCCUUCAACCAUACUGAGGACACUGCCAACCUUUGUCUCCUCCUUCUUCAAAGCAUCUAUCGUACCCAAUCUCUAUAUGCACCUUUCCAUGAGCUCCUUGAUAUUUUCCCCAUUGACCAUCACUCCGUCUCUCAAUCGCACUGCAAUAAUGCUUUUGAAGUCUUUGUCCAGUUUGAUUGUGACUGUGUAAAGAACCCGUUUGACUCUUACAACUUCCAGGAGAUGAACAAUUGCUUUUCCGAGUUGAAACAACAACUUGACCACAAUCUCCGAAAAUCCCACUCCAGAGUUCGUCUUCUUCACCAUGCUACUACUGGCUCCGCUAUUUGUAUCAUUGGUUUAGUUGUGGCUGUUAUGAUAGCUGCUGUGGCUGUUGCUGCUCAUGCGUUUGUUGCCAUUGUUGCUGCUCUCUUAUGUACUGCUUAUUUUCCUCGUGGUCUCACUAAAAAAGAGCUUGCCCAAUUGGCACAACUUGAAGCUGCUAGGAGGGGUACAUAUGUUAUAAACAAAUAUCUGGACACUCUUCAGCGCCUGGUUGAUCGAUUGUACUCUGCCAUUGAGGGAGACAAACGACUUGUAAGACUAGGAUUGGAAAGGGAUGGAGACAAGUAUUCCAUUGAAGAAGUGGUGAAACGGUUAAGAAAGAACAAGCUCAAUUUUGCACACCAGCUCAUGGAUCUCAAGGAACAUAUAUGCUUGUGCUUUAAGACUGUCAAUUGGGCGAGGUCUUUGCUUCUCCAGGAGAUCCAUUUUCAACGAAUUUCUAGUUCCUAACCAAUUUUAGAGACUUUUCCUCAAUCAUAUUUACAUACAUAUCUUUCUAUUCUAAGUAUGUUUGACAUUUCAACAUGCUCCCCUGCCUGGAUCUUCAAGCAGCAAUACCUGGCUCAUUCUUCUACUAUCCUUGUUUUUCCCAUCCCAAUUUAGUCAAUUUUCUUUGUAUAAGAAGCUGAUUUAUUAACUUUGGAAUUGAAUGAUUAUCCAUUUGUUUGAUAA
Messenger RNA from Pistacia vera, 1430 nucleotides. RefSeq names its product UPF0496 protein At3g19330-like. The transcript has 2 exons. Lineage: Eukaryota; Viridiplantae; Streptophyta; Magnoliopsida; Sapindales; Anacardiaceae. The record is from RefSeq and is a predicted model, not a curated record. The coding region runs from base 45 to 1208 and encodes 387 amino acids.